CGUGUCUGUCCGUCCUUAUCGAUCGCACUAAAGUCACCCACCCAUUCAUUAAUGCAACCUUGGCCUGCUUAAGGACCUACCAAAACUUACCAAAAGACAACCUACCCACCUUCGAGACCCUCUAUUCUUCUAUUUAACAUAGUAAAUUCCGCCUUAUUACAACCUACAUAGACACUAAGGUACAGGAUACACGACACCGGAAUCGACAAACAAUUAUCAUCGUCAUCUUGUUAUCUCAUUCAAAAUCAUUAGACGUAAAUCGAGAGCUGGUCAUCCCGGCUGGGGUAACUCAGCCGCCUUUGGGGGUUUUUAUUGUGUCGCAUUUAGUGCUCUGGUUAUCAUUUGGUAUCGUCCGUCUGUUGUCUGUUGUCUGUUCGAGUAGAAACCUUUCGAUUCUCGUAUCGCCAUCCCUUACCGAAUCGUCAUCAUGUCUACGAACCCUCCGCCAAGUGUCCAUGUCAACGAAGAUAUCCCUCAGAAUGAAGGAUCAAAACUCAAGACCUUCAUCUCCAUCUUACGGAAAUUCAUAGGUGUCGCAGAUCUUGCGGCCGUGCGUUUCUCUCUCCCAUCCCAGCUCCUCGAACCGACUCCCAACCUAGAAUAUUGGAACUACCUCGACAAUCCCAGCGCAUUUGCCGCAAUAGGCACUUCCGACGAGCCUCUAGAUCGUAUGCUCGAAGUUUUACGUUUCUGGUUUACCAAGGACCUCAAAUAUGUUAAGGGGAAGCCGUGCAAACCCUAUAACUCCUGCCUAGGAGAAUUCUUCCGGUGUAAUUGGGAAGCUGAGGAUAAUGCACCGCGAAUCGACACCAAGAGUUUGACAAAUUCUAGUAGCGGAAAUGCCAGCAGCUCGUCCUCCGUCAAGUCGAGUAAGAAUAACGGCGUUGACCCGAAAGCGGCAUCUACCGUAUCCGUCGUACAGACUGCCACAGCCCCCACCGGUCCUACCGUUAGGAUAUCAUACUUAACCGAACAAACCUCCCAUCACCCUCCCGUCAGUGCCUUCUAUGUCAGCUGUCCCGAAAAAGGGUUGCACGCGAGGGGGUUCGAUCAGAUUAGUGCUAAAUUCACUGGUACCGCUAUUAAAGUGUCCCCGGGAGAGCAUAAUCUUGGAAUUUUCAUCACCCUCGAACGAAGGGAUAACGAGACAUACCAGCUAAAGCACCCUGCCGCACAUCUUGGUGGAAUCCUGCGUGGUGCUUUGAGCGUCAGCGUUGGCGACAGUGCUUAUGUUACCUGCCCUCGAACGAAAUUAAAAGCGAUCCUACACUAUAUCGAGGAUGGUUGGCUUGGCCGGGCACAAAAUAAGGUCGAGGGUGUCAUUUUCAAGUAUGAUCCAGAGAAGGACGACAAGAUCCGCAUCAAGGAUGUGCCCGACUCGGAUGUUGUGGCAAGGCUCGGUGGUGCAUGGAAAGAUAGAGUCGUGUUUACUCUAGGUCCGAAACCAUUGGACUCUCACCCACCAGACAAGCAAACUACUAUAAUUGAUCUUAACCCUCUUACUGUAGCUCCCAAAGCGAUACCACCGAAGGAGAAACAAGCAGAGAACGAGUCCUUGACCCUAUGGGAUGGUGUAACUCAAGCUAUAAUGUCGAAACAAUUCUCAAAGGCCACUAAUGUCAAGAUAGAGCUCGAAGAAAAGCAACGACAGAAGGCUAGGGAUCGUGAGCAGAAGAAUGAAACUUGGAAACCCAUCUUCUUCGACCAAGUCACCGACAAACGAGGCACUCCUGACCUUACAGAUAAGGGCCGCCAAGUACUCGAUAGGGCGCAAAAGGGUGAUUGGAAUUUAGAGGGUAUCAUUUAGAACGGGGUCAACAGGUCUAUACUCGAUUCGUCAUCGCCCAGGUAUAGAAACACUCGCUGGGCACAAUUAUCACCAUCACCACUACCACCACCACAACCAUAACCAUCCUACAUCAACCACAUCACACACAAUCAUUGGUUUGCGAUACAUGAUGCUUUUUUGAAUGGAUUCACUCGCAUAUAUACGCACAUACAUACACCGAGCAUGGGGGAUUAGGCAUAACAGCUUUGGUUUUCAGAAGCCGUACGUGGAGUUCUGCGCAUUCAUCCGAUGCCUGAUUGUUUUGCCUCUUGCUUGUUUCACCGGUAGACACAGAUUUACAGUUUUCAGAGGGCGUUCUAGGGGCAUGUAGAAGAUGAUAGAUAGGUCUUCUCUUAGCAGCUGUCCAUCAAGACAUUCUUAUUAUUAUUAGGCUUGGCCAUUUAGGGGUCUUUCGUUUGAUAUAAUAUGGGUUCUGGACCUGCUAAUAUACUACUACUAUGCGUGUCUUUCACGUGUAAAAAA
Messenger RNA from Annulohypoxylon maeteangense, 2311 nucleotides. RefSeq lists its product as uncharacterized. Gene Ontology annotation, cellular component: cytosol; intracellular membrane-bounded organelle; membrane. The coding region runs from base 428 to 1807 and encodes 459 amino acids. Gene Ontology annotation, biological process: endocytosis; exocytosis; maintenance of cell polarity. NCBI's taxonomy places the organism in Eukaryota, Fungi, Ascomycota, Sordariomycetes, Xylariales, Hypoxylaceae. The record is from RefSeq and is a predicted model, not a curated record. Gene Ontology annotation, molecular function: sterol binding. The transcript has 3 exons.